Messenger RNA from Orbicella faveolata, 636 nucleotides. RefSeq names its product lactadherin-like. The record is from RefSeq and is a predicted model, not a curated record. NCBI's taxonomy places the organism in Eukaryota, Metazoa, Cnidaria, Anthozoa, Scleractinia, Merulinidae.
GUUGUGAACUAUUUCUCCAGUAUUUCACAGGAAACAGAGAUCAGAACAGUAUUGUCCAACAUGGUCUCUACCCACGGAUUAAGGCAUAUACCAUCCGUGUUCACCCAUGGGGAUGGUACAGGCAUAUCUCCAUGAGAGUGGAGUUCUAUGGAUGUGCAGAGGAUCGUUGUGCCAUGCCGCUUGGUUUGGAAGACAAGCGUGUACCAAAUGGUCACCUCACUGCCUCCACUUACUAUAACCAUCACCUUUCACCCUGGCAUGGUCGACUGAACCACCGCUGGUCAUGGAGUGUGCGGCUCAGAAGAGUAGGACAAUGGUUUCAAGUGAACUUUGUAGAGUUGAUGCGCAUUAAAGGCGUAGCCACUCAGGGACGGCAGGAUGCAAAUCAGUGGGUGAGAAGUUACACAGUCAAGUACAGCAUAGAUGGAAUGAACUUUGUGCCCUACAAGGAAAAUCGUCGUGUGAAGGUAGGUGUUGAGCUGGUCAAUGUAAGAGUUGAAAUAAAAUUCUGUACAAUUCAUGUGUAUACUGUAUGGAUUCUGGUAUAAGUGUUGUCUUUUACUUGGUAGACAUGACACUCUAUUUCUCAGAUGUUAAGUCCUAGUUAGUAAGCAACUUUGAGGAUUUUUUCAAGGA